UCACCCUACCAGUUCCUUCCAGCCCUUGGAUGUUCCUCUGCCUGUUUGCUGACGGAUCUGCUAGGGUGAAGAAAGAAGCUGUUACAGCUUCUUUUUCUCUUUUCCUCCUCUUUCUUUCCUUUAAGUUUUUCAGUGAAAGUUCCCAGCUUCUUUUUCCAAUCUCCACCUUUGAGUCGUCAGUCGGGAUAACAGGGAUUUAACAACAACAACAACAUCUUUGCCUAAACUACGGAGGGAUGCUACUAACUUUACUUGAAGCCAUAAUGAAAGACGGAACACUUUUCUUCAUCCAGUGACUGGCCAAAUCUCAGAAGAGAACAACCAUUUUGGUUUGCAAAGAUCUGUCUUGGACAUGUCAAGUAAAGCAAGUAGCAAGCGGCCAGCAGCAGUCAGUAGUGAAUCCUCCAAUCACACAAUGGUUUCAGAGGUGCCUCAGGAACGACCAAAUGGCAGGGCAUCACGCACUUCUAGGAAAGGAAUUGCUUUUGGAAAACGUUCUAAUUCCAUGAAGAGGAAUCCCAAUGCUGCAGUGACCAAGAAUGGUUGGCUGUUCAAGCAGGCCAGCUCUGGAGUCAAGCAAUGGAAUAAGCGCUGGUUUGUAUUGGUGGAUCGCUGCCUUUUUUACUACAAAGAUGAGAAAGAGGAAAGCAUCUUGGGCAGCAUCCCACUUCUCAGUUUUCGGGUGGCAGCUGUCCAGCCGUCAGAUAACAUCAAUAGAAAAUAUACCUUUAAGGUAACUGUAUGCUGGAUGGAAGAGAUGCCACAAAAUUACAAGAAGUCACUCUCUCCCCAGGCUGAGCAUGCUGGCAUCCGGACUUAUUUCUUCAGUGCUGAGAACAAUGAGGAACAAGAAUCCUGGAUUCAGGCCAUGGGCGAGGCUGCUCGGGUUCAAAUCCCACCUACUCAAAGGCAUGAAAAGACUGAUUGUGAGAACAUCCCUCCCAGCAAAAAUCAGCAGCAUCACCACCAGCGCAGUAUUCCCACCAGGGAUCUUCCCAAAGCUGAGCUGGAAGCAAAGACCAGGGGAGAAGGUGAUGGACGUGGUUCCGAGAAGAUUGAAAGAAAACCAGAGCGUGUCGCAAACAAGAAGGAGCAACUGGUGAAAGCCAAUGGCAUUGCCAGUCAAGAUACACCCUCUGAGCCAGGAAGCCCUUAUCCACAAGCAGUUCAUGUGCCAGCUGGAGUGGAGAGACCCUCACAGCCAAAUGGUUGGCAGUAUUCAUCUCCAUCUCGGCCUGGCAGCAUGGCCUUUCCACAGCAUGAUGGGGAUACUGUUAUCUCUCGUCGGAGCUUCGCACCUCGCACUAAUCCUGAAAAGAUUGCUCAGAGAAAAAGUUCCAUGACCCAGUUGCAGCAGUGGGUGAAUUUGCGCCGUGGGGCCCCACCACCUGAGGAUCUUCAUAGCCCCAACAGGUUCUUCCCAAUGUCUCGGAGAGUCCCUGAUUACUACCCUCCCUAUUCAGCCCAGUAUUCUGAGGAUUAUCAGUACUAUCCUCCUGGUGUGCGUCCUGACAGUAUCUGCUCUAUGCCUGCCUAUGAACGUAUGAGCCCACAGUGGUCUGUGGAUGACAAGCGCCAUGCCUUCCGCAACAGCAGCACAUUCCAGCUGCGGGAGUGGAAAGAACAGCCUGGCUAUAGCAGACAAGAUGUGCCUGUCUGGAUCCCGGGCCCCACACGGCAGCCAGUGUACUAUGAUGAAAUGGAUGCUGCCUCAGCUUCCCUGCGCAGGAUGUCCCUUCAGCCUCGUUCACGAUCAGUACCCCGCUCGCCAAGUCAAGGAUCCUACAACAGAGCCAGAGUAUACUCUCCAGUAAGGUCACCCAGUGCCCGUUUUGAAAGAAUGCCUUCUCGGAGUGAGGAGAUAUAUGCUGAGCCAGCAACUUACAUGAUGAGACGAUCUGUCAGUUCCCCAAAGUAUGAUUACCUUGGUGACAGAAAGCCUGUUCCUGCAGGGAUGUUUCCCUUCAACUAUCCAGCAUCCCCUACAGUCCAUGAUAAAAUGGUAUCUCAUUUCCCUGAAGCGUAUAGAGAGACGCUGCACACCUACAAGAUAAAUGAGCAACACACAGAUAAGCUCCUAGGAAAACUCUGUGAACAAAACAAGGUAAUAAGAGAACAGGAAAGACUGGUGCAGCAACUCCGAGCAGAAAAGGAGAGUUUAGAGAGUGCACUCAUGGGGACACACCAGGAACUAGAGAUGUUUGGGAGCCAGCCAGCCUAUCCUGAAAAGCUGCUGCACAAGAAGGAAUCUCUUCAGAAUCAGUUGAUCAAUAUCCGGGUGGAACUGUCCCAAGCCAGCACGGCACUGGCCAACAGCACUAUAGAAUACGAGAACCUGGAGGGUGAGGUGUCAGCCUUGCAUGAUGACCUGUGGGAACAGCUGAACUUGGACAUCCAGAAUGAAAUGCUCAACAGGCAAAUCCAGAAAGAGAUCUGGCGGAUCCAGGAUGUGAUGGAGGGGCUCAAAAAGAACAACCCCUCUCGGGGCACAGACACUGCAAAACACAGAGUGACCCUUGGUCCAUCAGGAACCUACAGUUCCAACAGCCCAGCCAGUCCUUUGAGCUCAGCUAGCCUCACAAGCCCCCUGAGCCCUUUCUCUCUUGUGUCUGGAUCCCAGAGCUCCCCUACCAAGCAAGGCGGCAACGAGUCAAAGUCCAGCUUUGAGCAGAUCAAGAAGGACCAUCACCGGGCAUCAGUCUCACAUUCGACAGUGGAGGCUGGUCUCUUGCAGCCAAGGCAGGACCAAGAUGCUGAUAAGCAGGUGGCACUCAAUAAAGUUGGUAUUGUUCCUCCAAGGACUAAGUCACCUAUGGAUGAUGAGAACACACCCAUGUCAGGUGUGGUGAGGAGAAGUGCCACCAGCCUAUCUUAUGGGCGGGACUUGCGGGACAGGCCAAAGAGUGCAGUGUUUUCCAAUGAGAUGAAAGCAAAGAUGAGCGUUGAGGAACAGAUUGAUCGUAUGAAGCGCCAUCAAAGCAGUUCUAUGAAGGAGAAAAGGCGGAGCUUGCAACUUCCAGCCAAUCAGCAACAGACAGAUAGCCCUCUCUCAAAAGCAUCUGCCUCUUAUAAAGUGGUUCGCAGGCAUCGCAGUAUCCAUGAAGUGGAUAUAUCUGAUCUGGAGGCAGCGCUGCGCUCUGAGGACUCUGGCAAGAUGUAUGAAAGCCCCAGAGAAGAGAUUGCUCGCCUGCGCAAAAUGGAGCUAGAGCCGGAGCAUUAUGAUGUGGACAUCAGCAAGGAGCUUUCCACCCCAGAUAAAGUCCUCAUCCCAGAAAGGUAUAUUGAGCUGGAACCUGAUACUCCACUGAGCCCUGAGGAGAUGAAGGAGAAACAGAAGAAAGUGGAAAGGAUAAAGACACUGAUUGCUAAAUCCAGCAUGCAGAACGUCAUCCCCCUCAAUGAGGGAGAGGUGGAUGUGGCCCAGGACCCAGAGACGCAGUUACAGGAGCAGGAAAAGCGAAUCGAGAUCUCCUGCGCCUUAGCUACAGAAGCCUCCCGACGGGGCCGCAUGCUGUCUGCUCAAUGUGCCACCCCGAGCCCUCCCACCUCCCCAGCUUCCCCGACUCCACCGACCAAGUCCCUCUCGUCUGACUCAUCCCAGGGCACCGACAGUCAUUUUAUGCGUGUCUGAACCUUAAAUACAGGCCCUGGCUGCUGUGAAUGCUGUGAAGUUCCAUGGAGCCACAUUUUAACACAUGAAUCUGCCCCCCCAACACUACUGCUUAAUAAUGCACACAACCAUUAUUAUGGUUUGCCCACUAUCUCCCGUGGUUGAGCUGCCUCUGAGGAAACAUUCAGGAACAUUCAGGAAGGAAAGCUGCCUCUGAGGAAAAUAAGUGUGCUUCAUCUUUGCUCUGGUUUCUUCACCCACUGCUGCCAAGGCCUGUACCAUAACCUCUCAGAUGCCUGGCCUAUAAAAACAAUCACAGAAGCAGCACCCAGGAGCCGUUCCAUUCUGCAAGAUGGCCUCUUCCUCACUGCAGGAGGUGUCAAGACAAAGGACCAGUGGCUAAAGAUCAGCAGAUCCCUUGAAUAAUUUGAACUGAAAAAUGAAAGCUGGUGACAGCAGGGGAAUGUAAAAAUUCCUGUCCUUAGGUAGCCAUUUCCUGAGCUUUUAACCUCUAUCAUCAUUUUUAUUUUACUUUUUUUUUUGAGGGAGGAGAAUUUUAUAAAGAAUAGCUUGUCAUAGCAGCCAGGGACUUUAUAACCACUCUACUGAAUUGAACAUAAUUUUUUUCUUCCUCACACUUUGGUCCCAUCUGCCAAUCUGAUUGGCUUUAGCAACUUUAAUCUAUAGAAUUAAGCAACCCAUGCAUGGUCAUGCUGCUUAUGCUCAUACUGAUCCACUCACAAGAAGAGAAAGAAGAAGGAAGCAUCACUGAACUUUAUGGAUAUGGCAGAUAAAAAAAAGAGAAGGCUGUCAGUGUGGAGGGAAAAAAAACAGAAGAAGCUUUGGAAUCUGCUAAUUCUUGGGAAUCUUGCAUUGGCCAUGAUAUGCUGAAGAGUUCCCCCACCGCUUGCUUUUCCUAAGCUUAUGAGGAAGAUGGAACAGGAAGUGUGUGCAAUGUACGUGGAUAUGUAAUAGAAGCGUGGAUGAAAGAUACAAAGGGGAAGGAUGGCCAUGGUAAAGUUCAGCUUGAUGGGAUAAGCCCCUUUGUGUGUUUUAAAGCUUACUGUGACUCAGAAGUGGGACUGGUAGGUGACAUACAUAUAUUUUCCUAUGAGAGCCAAUUCAGAAUAGUGCCACUCAAACCUUGGUUCUCCAGGGUAUAGGUUUAAACAUUGGAGCCAGAAAGAAAGCUGUGUGCUGGGAAGAUCUCUGCAUAAACUAAUUAAUGAAAUAGUAAGUCUGCAAGAGGAGAUGGAAAUGUGUCCAAACUUGACUAAAGCAAGCUAUGAGUUGGUUGCAUAGUAUGUAUAAAUCAAUCCUCUCCUAUGUAUCAUUGGGAAUAUAAACUGAGGCUUCUUCAAUUUCUGCCAUUUGUAGCAUUUCUCUUAACUUUAGAAUAAUAGAGCAACAUUUAGUUUGAAGCAGAAUUCUCUCACUUUCUCACACACAGUGCUUUUCAUCCAUCUCUGUCCAAGCUAGAGCUAUAACAACAGUGGCUAGUGGCCUUUCAGAGAAGCAAGCUGCUCUGUUAAGGGUGCAAGACCUUUGCUGUGUUUGCUCCUAUCAGCAUCUGAAAGGAGGCUGCUUUCCCAAAUGAAUCCUCGUUCUUUUCUUUAAAAAUUGUGAAAAUAAUUCAGAAGGACAGGACAGAGGAGCAGUUACAAAGAAAGGACUUAAGAAAUUUACUCUUGUCAAGUACAGUAAGUACCAAGUUGUCCUAAUUUAUAUUAAGCUAGAUCAAAGAUCUUAUUUGGACCUUUUUCCACACUGCAGUUGUAUGCUCAAAGAUUUAUACAUGGUAAAGCCUGAACUGAAUUCCAUUUAAAGCUAAGAUGAUCUCACCUCUUCAGAAGUGAUCAGACUCUGCAUUAAAGCUGGUAUCACCUCACAAUCAGAAUUCCAUACUAUUAAACCUGGGCAUGGACAGGACCUUACACCCAACAUAGUACUUUUGAAAACGAUCUGUCUUACUAAUAGUUGGAUCAAAAUAUAAUUGGAUGAUCAUGGGGCUCAUGGAUUUAUUUCAAAGGCUAUCAGUUGAUCAUGCCCAAUAUAAAGCUAACUGGAAUAAAUUUUAUGGAAAUGAUUAAAAUUGUUCUAGUUACAGAUCAAAUACAGAAAUACAGAGGUUAGCGUCUUUAUUCCCUUGACCUAGAUUUUCAGAUGAGCUCAUUGCCAUGUUUUCAAAAAUUCUGCAUUCCCUCCCCCACCCCCAAUAUUUUGUUUCUUCAGGAGUACUCAAAGGAAGAUACUAGUGAACAAGUGGAACUUUAGACUAUGAUUUGAGUUCUAGGUGACAAUUUAGCUCUGUUGAAAUGAUUAUACAUUUUGUCACUUAAAUAUGUCCAUAAAUAUAUUUAUCAGUUUUAUCCAAAGAUUUGUCAAAACUCAAUAUUCUGUUUCUGUAUUGUUGGAAGGAAUAAUACUGCUUCAACUUCUAAUAGAUGCAACUCUUAAGGCAGACAUUAAAUGUGAAUGUGGUUAUGAAACAUAACCCCUCACUCCCACACUACACAUUUUCUUUCAUAAUUCAAAUUACUUUAAUUAAAGCAGGAUUCUUUACAAUGAUGCAUGAAAGGCUAGUUUGGAUACCAGCAGAAACAGAGAACACUAGCUUUGAGCAUCACUAUUCUUUUUGUUCAAACUUCUUCAAAUAGUCUUGUUAAUUAUCACCAUUUUCCCAGGCUAUCAAGGAAGUUUAAUUUUUUCCUUGCUUUCCAGGAACAAGUUUAAUAUCCAAUAUACCUAGUUUAAUCAAUAGAUGACAUACAGUAUCAAUACACGUAACGAUUUCAAAUUCAAGUUUAAGUAGGUGUGAAAUGUGAUUUGCCUUGAUUUCCUAUAUAACAAAAUGAGUUAAUACUCUAAUUUAAAGAGCUAAAGUACUGCACAGGGGAAGCAUCCCCACAGCAUAUUCUUCUCCCUUGAUGCCACUUUUUGCUACUGAGAAGUGAUGCCAUGGAAGAAUCAUUUGGAAAGAGCAAACUAGAAUGGAGAGAAUUCAGCAGUACUUAUAAUGCACACCUCACCCCUUGCCCUCUUCCCAGCAUAUAUAUAUGAUUUGGGCAACCCCCAUAUUUCAAGAGUUAGACCUGUCCUCUUCAACUUCCCAGGACAAGACAAUGGCAAACCACUUCUAUUGUCAAGAAGGCCAUCCACAUAGUCACCAGGAUUUAAACUUAAGGAUAUGAAGUCUAGUUUUAAACCUAAGAGAAUGGAGUCCUGUUUACAAAAUGAAAAGAGCUAACUGCAGUAUUACCAAGUGAUUCCUUGUCACCCCUUUUUGUGGUAAGGAUAUAGUUCUAAAGUUAUAAUGCACCAGUGGAAUUUGGCUGGCUCAGCAAAGUCUCUUAGCAACCAAGCAGCAUCUGCUUUGAUGAUUUACUGAUCCAUUCUAGUCCUCGUAGGUUAGACUGAAAAAAUGUGGAGUGACCUGGCAUAUCAGUCCAUUGGGAGGAAUAUUUCCCAGGCCCACACAUAGUAGAAGGCUUAAGCUAUAAAAUUACAUCUACUUUCUGGGGAAUAAAUCCCACUGAAAUAAGUAUGGCUUAUUUCUAAGUAGACACACACAGGUUUGCACCUGUUAGGCUUGAAUCCUCAACGUGCUUAUAGUAAGGCCUUCUAGCCGUAUAUGAGCUUUUGUCUAGGCACCCAUGCAUAUGAUUAUUCUGUUAACCUUCUAUUUUCUGAACACUCAUUUUAACUCCGAAGUAUCUCUGGGAGAGUUCCGAUGUGGUCAUUUUCAAGAAUUUGUCUAAGAAUCUAUCUCAAUGUGUCUUAAAAGGAAUUAAUGUCUCAGCACCCAAAAUCAACUUUCUGAUCUAGCAAUUUAAGUGAUCAAUGUUCCCACCUCUUGCAAUAUAGAAUCUGGCUUAAUUAGGUUCUCUGUCCUGCUGCUUGCCACAAAAGAAACACUGCCACGGCAUGUCUAAGAGUUCAGUUUCAUCCAUAUUUACAGGAGAAACGUUCCACCUCCCUGUCCAUGAUGGCUCCAUUUUAUUAUUUAAAUGGUCCUGUUGGCAAUACAUAGACCACUCCAGAGAAUCAGAGUUUUAGAUCCUUUCUUCUCCUUUAGCAAUACAGUUGACAUUCCACGUUAAUGAAGAUGAUGAUGAAGGUAUUUUGUUCUGUUCUGGCAGUAGCUUCUAGUAGCUCAUAAAAAACUAUCCCUUCAUGAUCCUCUACACGCCUUAAUAUGUGUUUUUAAAUGUUAUACCAUGAUAUAUGUGUGUGUACAUUUAUAUAUAUAUAAUAUAUGGGUUUUUUCCCCUCUUCUCACUAUAUUGAUUUCUUUUGGGUUAACUUUCUCUGUGUACAGGGCCGCUGAAGCCUGCUUUGCCACUGAGUUUCUGAAAUGCAGACACUUUGGGCGGUGUUUCAAAAUAAUUAAAGAAAGAAAUUUAAAAAGGCAUAUUUAAAUAAAUAUAUAUUUUUCUGCUUUUUAUUAAAAGCAAAUUUAUUUAAAAUGAAUGAAAGGUGUCUGUAAGAGGAGUGGUGCAUUUGUUUCCUUGUUACUAGGUAAGCUCAUGUUUUCUAGGCCAGGGCCCAAGCCUUAGUUGAUGCAACUUGGCAAUAGCUUGUUUGGAACUAGCAAAGCUGAGUUAACUUAACCCCGGCGAGGUUUUGGCUAGAAAGGUAUGUUGUCAGAUGAAUUGUAGAACUGUAGCAUAUCAGGGACCGCAAAGAUUGUCUUGCUGGUAUACAGCUAUCCCACUGGGAUCCUUUGCAAUAGAGGUGGCUUUGAAAUGUUGAUGCCACUUAUUUUUUACCUCCUUUUUCUUCAAGUAAAUUUGUUUUGGUGUGGCUAGCAGAGAGAUAUCCCUGCAAAACCAUUGUUUUAUUUUCCUCGUUUCAGUCAAAAUGGCUCUCUAAGCUGCGGUAUUUACCUCCACAUACCCAGCCUAGUUGGGGAAAGGUGCAUCCUUCAGUAGGUACAUACUUUUUCCUUGCUGUGAUAGCAUCUUUGACCUAUUCCAAAUGCUAGUAGCUUAGUAGAGAGAUGAAGUAAGAGCUGAGGAAAGGCCUUAGUUAGCCAAUGUGAAGGAUUAUCUAUUUAGAAUUGGCCCUCUCUGAAUUUAGGGCUGGGCUCCUUAUUCUACCUCUUUUGAGGACUCUGAGGUAGUGGUCCUACUUGUGCAGGUGCUUGAGAAACACGGCAACCAUCUUGAAAGAAAAUCAUUCCAUCUGUAUUUCAAGGUACAGAGGGCAAUGUAAAGAUGGUGUUACAUUUUGGAGUCUCAGCACUUUUUUCUGUCAAGGAAGUGCAAAUUCCUUCUAAACCACUUUCUCUCCCUUCCUACAUAUAUAACUAGCACUUUUUUUUUUUGCUAUUGCGGAAGGCUUUAAAAUGACAUAAAUAACAUCAAGGAGUGUUCUCUCACCCUUAAGCCCUCUCCUCAAUUCAUAGCAAGGCAGAAUCUGUAACCGAUUAUUGCCAAUGUCACUUUAAGCAUUCUGAGUCUCUAAGUUCUCAGCAGAGCGCAUUUAGGGUCACAGUUUUGCAGUAUUGUAGAACAUGUUUUUAAACUGUUUUAUUUUGUGCGUGCGUGUGUGUCCCUUUCUAAUAAAAUUUUCAUAUACCAGCAGCACCUUCAACCAACAAAUAUCGCAUUAUUUAUGCACAUUAUUUGGAGAAAAACAAGCUAGUGUUAGAUGUUAAAAGUUAUCAAAGAAGCAAUGUGAUGUUGACGUCUUUCUUUUUGUAUAAAAGUGACCUUAGAUUAUGACAAUUAUAAAAAUUAGCUGUUCUGUGACUGAAAACAGUAUGUCAGUGACUUGGGGGUUCUUCACACCAGACCAAGGGAUAAUCUUUCCAAUAAUUAAACCCGCAGUGGCUUACUUAAUAUUCUUUCCUGCAGCACUCAUUCUAGUUGUAGCUACUUUAAAAGGCCCUCCCUCUCAAAACAAAACAAAACAACACAUACAAGGAAAACAAAACAAAAAUAAAUAAAUGCAUUUGUACCUUGCAAGUUUGUAUAAAGCAAAUAAAUAAAAAUGGAUGGUUUAUA
Candoia aspera is the source of this 9618-nucleotide messenger RNA. RefSeq names its product pleckstrin homology domain containing A6 (gene PLEKHA6). The record is from RefSeq and is a predicted model, not a curated record. Lineage: Eukaryota; Metazoa; Chordata; Lepidosauria; Squamata; Candoiidae. Bases 353 to 3631 code for a protein of 1092 amino acids. The transcript is spliced from 24 exons.